UUCAUUUACAAGCCCAUAUCAAAAUAGCUGGCCCAUGGGCAGACCUCAGUUUUAUGACGGAACACCUGAUUGCUUCCAGACUCCAGUCCAAUUCUCCUCCUUGACUUGGAAGUUCAAAGCAUUUUGCAGAACAAAAUAUCAUUUCUCAAUCUCUUCACCGUCAUAGACCUCAAAGUAUCUAGGGCUGAUUCAUAGAGCGCGAUCUCCAUUUCAGCUCGGUAGUAUUCGCUACGUUUAAAUUCCGGCGAGAUUUCGCCGUCAGAAUUGCAAGUGUUGAGACGCUAGGAGUUGGUUAUGGCUGCAUCAGAAGAGAACAGCGCACUGUUUCCCAUCUUUGUAUUGACAAUAAUAGCGCUGCCUCUGGUGCCAUAUACUUUUGUGAAUUUAUACCUCACAUUCAGGAAAAAGACCAAGACAGUUAAUUGUCGUUGUUCGACCUGUUUCCGCUCGGGGAAGUAUCGGAAGUCCAUAUUCAAACGUAUUUCAAACUUUUCUACUUACAGUAACCUGACAGUGGUGUUGCUAUGGGUUAUUGUGGCGCUCUUGGCUUUCUACAUCAAGCAUAUCAACACUGAGGUCCAAAUUUUUGAGCCAUUCAGCAUACUUGGAUUAGAACCUGGAGUUUCAGAUUCAGACAUAAAGAAGGCAUAUAGGAGACUUUCCAUUUUAUACCAUCCUGAUAAAAAUCCAGACCCAGAGGCUCAUAAGUAUUUUGUAGAUUAUAUCUCCAAGGCUUAUCAGGCUCUAACAGAUCCUGUAUCACGUGAGAACUUUGAGAAAUAUGGCCAUCCUGAUGGCAGGCAGGGCCUUCAAAUGGGGAUUGCUCUCCCGCAAUUUCUUCUCAAUAUUGAUGGGACUUCUGAAGUGAUUUUGCUACUUGGUAUUGUAGGAGUUUGUAUUCUUUUACCCUUGACAAUAGCCGUUAUAUAUUUGUCAAGGUCAGCAAAGUAUACAGGGAACUAUGUCAUGCAUCACACAAUGUAUGCUUACUACCAUUUUAUGAAGCCUUCAUUAGCUCCAAGCAAGGUCAUGGAAGUAUUCAUCCGGGCUGCUGAAUACAUGGAAAUUCCUGUUCGUCGAACUGAUGAAGAAUCUCUUCAGAAAUUAUUUGUGUUGGUUAGGAGUGAGCUAAACCUGGAUCCUAGAAACAUCCGACAAGAACAAGCUAAGUUUUUGAAGCAGCAUCCUGCUUUAGUGAAGACAGAAUUGUUGAUGCAAGCACAUCUUACCCGUGAGACGGCAGCUUUAUCGCCAUCACUGGAGCGUGAUUUUAAGAAAAUGCUUGCUCUUGCACCUCGUCUUCUAGAAGAACUAAUGAAGAUGGCGAUCAUACCUCGCACCCAACAGGGGCAUGGAUGGUUAAGACCUGCAAUUGGAGUAGUUGAGCUAUCCCAGAGUAUAAUCCAGGCAGUCCCCCUCAGUGCAAGAAAACCCACUGCCGCAUUAACUGAAGGCUACGGCCCAUUCCUCCAGCUCCCACACUUCACCGAGUCCGUCGUCAAAAAGAUCCGACCGAGUACGGUGGCAACGGAGAGUGGAGGAUGGCGACAAGCAACGGGCUUGGACGCCAUUAAUGGCGGACGAAUCAAAAAAGAAAAAAAAAACUUCGACAUAGUUGAAAAGUUGGAAUUCAUGGUGUCGAGAUUUAUGGCGUUAUUGGGGAUUGAAAAAUUUGUUGAGAAGGGGAAUUGA
This is a messenger RNA of Striga asiatica, 1692 nucleotides long. NCBI's taxonomy places the organism in Eukaryota, Viridiplantae, Streptophyta, Magnoliopsida, Lamiales, Orobanchaceae. The record is from the annotation of a GenBank genome assembly.